Messenger RNA from Ilex paraguariensis (yerba mate), 933 nucleotides. The record is from the annotation of a GenBank genome assembly. NCBI's taxonomy places the organism in Eukaryota, Viridiplantae, Streptophyta, Magnoliopsida, Aquifoliales, Aquifoliaceae.
AUGGAGAGUGGAGAUAUAUUUAGAGUAAGUAGUGCACGAGUUAGUAGUUCUAGUGUAUGGAGGAACAGUGCCAGAGAAAUUUUUUCGAUGUCUUCUCGUGAAGAAGACGAUGAAGAAGCUCUGAAAUGGGCUGCUCUUGAAAAACUUCCCACUUAUCUUCGAAUAAGGAGAGGCAUACUGACUGAAGAAGGUGGCCAAUCAAGAGAGAUUGACAUAGCGAAUCUUGGGCCAGUGGAGAAAAAGAACUUGAUGGAGAGGCUUGUGAAAAUCGCAGAGGAAGAUAAUGAGAAGUUCUUGAUGAAGCUCAAGGAACGCAUUGAUCGAGUCGGACUUGAUCUCCCCACUAUUGAAGUCCGGUUUGAGAAUUUAAAUGUUGAUGCAGAAGCUUAUGUUGGCGGCAGAGCACUGCCUACUUUAUUCAACUUCUCUGUAAAUAUGGUUGAGGGGUUCUUGAAUUCUAUACAUGUUCUUCCAAGUCGGAAGAAACCAUUACCAAUACUUCAUGAUGUCAGUGGAAUCAUCAAGCCAGCCAGAAUGGUAUUGCUUUUAGGCCCACCAAGCUCCGGAAAAACAACAUUGCUGUUGGCAUUGGCUGGAAAACUUGGUUCAGAUCUGAAAGUUUCAGGGAGAGUAACCUACAAUGGUCAUGGAAUGGAGGAGUUUGUUCCACAAAGGACAUCUGCUUAUAUAAGUCAACAUGAUCUUCAUUUGGGAGAACUGACAGUAAGAGAGACAUUAGCUUUUUCAGCAAGAUGCCAAGGAGUUGGAGCCCGUUAUGAAAUGUUAGGAGAAUUGUCAAGAAGAGAGAAAGAAGCAAACAUUAAGCCAGAUCCUGAUGUUGAUAUUUAUAUGAAGGCGGCAUCACUUGAAGGGCAAGAGGCCAGCGUUGUAACAGAUUACAUUCUCAAGGUACCAACAGGAAAGUUAUACUAA